Molecule: messenger RNA, 2016 nt
Organism: Physella acuta
Lineage: Eukaryota; Metazoa; Mollusca; Gastropoda; Physidae
Product: NXPE family member 3
Source: RefSeq, a predicted model, not a curated record
UUCCUGCUCAGUGGAGCGUACACCCAGGAGAUAGAACGAGAAGUUAACAGAGGUUAGUUUUUCUGUUGGCUUGAUCCGGACAGGACAGGGAAGAGAAUGGAAGUAAGGAUGAUAUUUACUAAAAGAAAGAAAUUUAUGUUUAUUAUUGGACUUUCGAUUUUGUCGUACGUUGUUUACUUCAAGAUCUCAAGCACACCGAAUUAUCUGCCUUUUGAAGGAACGACCAAAUCGCCACAGCGCAAACGCAUCCCUUCACUUCAACACAACGACUCAGAUGUCCAUUUCUCUCUGGCGACGAAAGAAGAAUUCUGGGACGAUGGUCCGAUAGAUAUCUAUGAAGCUUUCGCUCAACAUUCCUACAAGACUUUAGAGACGUGUAACAAUACUUGUCAUGCUGUAGAGACUGUGUGUAAGGCUAAUACUAUUAAACUGUUGGAUAAAAUAAACUUAGACGAUAUUGUAGAGAAGAAACCUUUUCUCGCAAGAGGGCAGUAUGUUUUUGAAUGGGAGAAAAAAUAUUUGAGUUAUCCCCCUUUGAACGAUAUUAAAACGCUGCCAGAUUUGAAGUUGUCUAAAGUGACAGUUGAAAACACAAGACAAGGUGUGGUCAGGUGUAAGAUACUUGAAACUAUACACGGUCGUCUGGAUGUCGUGGAUGGGUACGGGCGUCAGAGAACCAAGGGAGACGAUGUGGUCAGGGUGUGGAUGAAGGGAGGUAAUAACUCAGAUCACGCUGUUGUUGGUAACGUCACAGAUUUACAAAAUGGCAGCUAUACCUUCACUGUUAAAUGUUUGUGGGCUGGUAUCUCUAAGCUGAGUGUCGCCAUUUCCUACCCUCGGGAGUUUCUAAGAAUAGCCAUACACCAGAUCUAUAUCGGGCGCUCGUGGUAUAUGACAGGCACGUUCGAGAAAUCAUCGAUAAAAGAGAGUACAUUUUGUUUCCAUACCCCAAACUUACCAGGCUGGGAGUGUAUCUGUAACUUCAGCACGUUUGGUUAUGAGAAUUAUUACUGUGGUAGACCAAGGGAUCCCAGAUUAACGUGUGAUGACUGGGUGAGUGGAGACAGCGCCACAGUACCACAGCCACACGAUGUGACAGACGCUGAGAGACAUUUAGUUAAGAACAUCUGCAGUAAACCAGUAGAGAAAACAGUAACACACAACUUUACUGUAAUUACAGAAAAUGCGGGGAAACUCCCGGACCUACCAUUGUGUCGGCAGUCUAGCAGACGUGUCACGUGGACUCAAACGACCCCCAAAGGUUUCUGGUCCCCGGGCAACGUCUGGUCCUCCCUCGUCUGUCAAGACCCCGGGGUCGUCAACUCCAGCUGGUUCUUGAACUGCAUGAGAAACACGUCCGUCUGGUUCUUUGGGGACUCCAACGCUAGAAUGCCCUACUUAAAUUUAUUAGAAAUUACAAAAUGUGACAACGUUACAGGGGGAUAUCCGUUAUGGACGAGUUGCUACUUGCCAGAAUACGGUACCAGUAUUCAUUUAAACACUCACGAAGGUCCGAUACAUAUACAUUUUCCGAGACAAGAAUUUUUCACAAUACCGAAGUUUAUAUUAACACUCCCUAAAAACAAAAAACAUGUUCUCGUUAUUCAUUACUAUCUACAUCUCAUUAUAUCUCAUUUAUCUGUGCUGUUAUUACGGAUGAAGUCUUUGAGAAUCGCUAUAGAAGAAAUGCUGAGGACAAACCCGAAUGUCCUGGUGGGACUUAGAGGACCUCAUGUGUCCUCUUGGGAGCUGGAUCACAACCAUGCAGUUGGAGGAGAUCCGUUAGGACCGCAGUUCUUGGAGAUCAUACGGGAACAGUUCAGAGGUCUAGAAGAUAAAGUCGUGUUUCUAGACAUGUGGGAGAUGUCCAUUGGAAUAGAAAAUUUCGAUUAUCAUCCGCCGCAGUAUGCUAACCGUGAGAUGAUGAAGUUUUUGUUGUCUUUUCAGUGUUGAUACGCUGUGUUGUGUUGUUUGAUUUUAAAGUGUUGUAAUGUAUAACACAGGUGACCUUAAUGG